AUGGAUUUGCUUGCUGGUUUUGCAGUUAAUGCAUUUGUGUUUCAUGUGAUUCAGGAACCGGCUAUGGAGAGUAAUGAUAACCCAUUUUCAGACACGUUUUCAGACCCACUUUGCAAGCUUAAUCUCAAGGAGACAUCCGAGUUUGUCAAGUCUUUUCCAAUGUCGGGUUUGGAUGUUUCAACGCAGAGGAGGCGAGUUGGGGUGAACUCAGUGACAACAAAAAGUGGAGUUUUUGAAGCUCCUUCUACACCAGGUAGGCCUGUUUUCAGCUUCAGUGGCGGCGGCGGCGGUGGUAGAAAAGGCUUUCCUUCAAAGUGGGAUGAUGCAGAGAAAUGGCUAAUCAGCAGCUCUUGCCAUGACUCUCCUGCUCACACCAUUAGGCCGCCACCGGCACAGUCGUCUAAGGUGGCUAAACAAAGUGAUAACUUUAAGCAACAAGGUGAAGUAUUUUCUGAUAAAUCAAGGGUAACUGAGGAGAAAGUUACCUUUAAAGGGUCAGUUUCAUUGGGACACCAUAAUACAACCAGAGGCUUUAAUGGAAUCCCUGCCUCCAUUGAUGUCUUUCUAAAAGAUAAGUUCACAGAUGAAAUAGAACCGAUUUUGCCGGAUUUCAGAUGUUCAGAGCCCUCAAGAGAAGGGUUUCUUUUCCAAAACUCAGCCACUGAAACCAUGAAAGAUGCAGGCACCGAAGUGUUCCAUGAAGUUAAACAUAAGGACGCCGGGACCGAGAUGACUCCGCUCGGAAGUUCGAUGACUUCUAGAUGCCACACGCCGUGCAAGAGCUCGUCGCCCGUGCGGCAUAACACGCCGGCUAAUCGGUCAGGUCCGUUGAAUUCCGCCGAUUCGAGUAGUUCUAAUAGCACAAUUGGCAUUUCACAGCUGCAAGAAUGUCAUCUAGCUAAGUUACAACUUGGGUCUCAAUAUGAUUCCAUCACAUCGAAUUGGAGCUCGAGGGAAGAGGAGGAGGAAGAAGUGUCAAAGAGCCUUAGACAUUACGAGACCGGCAGUGGGUGCCGGAGAAGUGUUUUGGAUUCGAGAACUCCUACAUGGGAAGAAGAGGAAAGGACUAAAUGUUGCCUGAGGUACCAGAGAGAGGAAGCAAAAAUCCAAGCUUGGGUGAACCUUCAAAGUGCAAAAGCAGAAGCUCAAUCAAGAAAGCUCGAGAUGAAAAUCCAAAAGAUGAGAUCUAAACUAGAGGAGAAAUUAAUGAAAAGAAUGGCGACGGUUCAUCGAAAAGCCGAGGAAUGGAGAGCUUCGGCGCAACAGCAACACGCAGAGCAAAUGCAAAAGCCGAACAAUGCACGGAUGAUUAACCGAAGUAACUUGAACUUUUCCGGAAACAUCUCAUGUGGUUGUUUACCUUGCAAUAACAGAUACUGAAAAGAUAGAUCAUUUCCACCCCUGCCAUUCUUGCAAAGCUUU
Molecule: messenger RNA, 1422 nt
Organism: Hibiscus syriacus
Lineage: Eukaryota; Viridiplantae; Streptophyta; Magnoliopsida; Malvales; Malvaceae
Exons: 5
Coding region: 1-1380 (459 amino acids)
Source: RefSeq, a predicted model, not a curated record